GAGGCAUACUCAUGCAUACGCUUCUUGGCCCUGCGGUCGUGUUUCAUUAAUGACGACAAGCUUGAAGACCCAUGGUCUAUAAAAACAAGGUUUCCUGGGCUGCAUCGAUGCACCGUCCCCGCUCCUCUCUAUUUUUUAAUCCUUGGAUUGGCUAGCAAUGGUAUUGUUCCUCGACCACCAACCUGAUGAUUCGCAGGAUGUGCCUAUGCUUCUAGGUAACACAAAUACGACCUCUUUCAACGAUGACUUGGCCACUGGUCCUUUUGAGAAUCGAAACAUAGUUGUGGCCGAUGUUACCGUAUGGCCUACUCAUGUACUACAUGCGCCACAGCCUCAGCAUCCAUGCCUUAAUACUAUACACACAGCUUACUCGCCAGUAGGCAACGAGGCAAUCGGAUUGAGCAUCUCUCGACCUCCCGCCCCCAUCUUCAAUCAUCCACAACCCCACCGUGCUCUGCGCUAUGACAGCACUACUUACUCCAGUUUAUCCCAUAUCGACCCAUCCACUGAGCACCAUAGUACCCAUCCUUGCAGGUGGGACAACAAAGGAACACCUUGCAGUCACGAGCUGCAGGUUAUAUCCAAGAAUAUUCUUGCCCACUUUCACCGACAUCAUUGCAUUGAUGUCGACCCAGAGGGAUCGUUCACCUGUUCAUGGAUAAUGCCCCACUUCGGCUGUUGUGGGAAGAAGCUGAAGGUCGACAGCUUUAGCCGCCAUAUCAUUACCCACAUUGGUAUCAAACUCAGGUGUUCCGUUUGCAGUAAGAGGAUGGCGGCUCGGAAUGACCUCGUUGCCAAGCAUCGUCGAGACCACGCAGCUUGCUCUCAGGCAACCUUCGACACUAUCACGGACUGCCAUACUUCUUUCUGAUAAUGACCACACCUCCUUUACGCUGUGUUGAACGAUUCGGUGCCUUAUAAUCGUGUUUAUGUUGUCGUCUUGGGGCUGCGCUCAAUGUGGACGAUACUUAAUUAUAGCCAUCUAUGUUU
Molecule: messenger RNA, 990 nt
Organism: Suillus subalutaceus
Lineage: Eukaryota; Fungi; Basidiomycota; Agaricomycetes; Boletales; Suillaceae
Exons: 4
Coding region: 158-871 (237 amino acids)
Source: RefSeq, a predicted model, not a curated record